GAAGGUGCCACCCGGCACCCGAUUUUACCCGAGUCCGCAGGGGAAGCGCUUGUCUCAGUCUUCAUUCAUCCUGUUUUCACUCUAUCAAGUACGACUCUUGCUCACCCCCGAAUUUGGCUCCCAGAUCUCCGGCGUCAAAAACUCAACGAAAAUACGAUACUUGGACACGAGGAUUUGGCGUUGACACUGAACAGCCUGCACAUAACGUUAGCGGCGCUGAAGGAGGAAUUUGUUUACCGCAUUCCCUGGUACCAUUAACGAAGGGCUAUCGAUGUCUCUUCAAUAGAAGAUUGACGAACUCGCUGGCCCCCCGUUCAACCGGACGAAUUGUCACCACGAUGAUCCCCUCCCCCACAUCUUCAGCCACGCUCAUCAACCCCGAGCCGUGCCAUUACAAAAAGCUGGACUUCAGUGUCGCCAUCGAGCCCAAGGGCCAUCUCGAACCGCAUGUGAGCAACCUACCGCGGCGAAGGGUAGCAAAAAGGAGGGCCGUCGUUGAUGAGAGCGAGAGCAGCAACGACGGGAGCGCAAAAACACACCCAGCAUGCUCCCCCAGACCUGGGGGAGAACAUCAACGUCCGUCUGCUUGCAUACAAGCGUUGGGAGAGGGAACGGACGUGUAUGUCGCCUUGGGGGACAUUGAGGAUUGGGACGGAGUUGUAAUUCGUGUCGAGGACGAGGGGCAGAACGACCGAGGCGUACCAACUCUGUCCCGCUCGACUUUCUUCGUGACGGUGUCGGGAAAGGUCCUGGUCGUAGGGAGAGUGAACGCGUUUGCUGUGGCGCUGGGAAUACUCUGCCGGAGGAGUCGCAGGGAUGUUAUAAAGACGUACAUGGAGCUGCAUGAUACGGGCGGAUUAGAUGAUUCUUGGAGGGGCUUGUUGAGUCGCGAAGGGUUGGAGUGGGUAAUAGGACAGCAGGAGUAGAUAGUAGACAUUGUAUUCGUAGACAUAAUCUGUAUUGUUAGAGGAUUCAGAUACGGUGCAACGGCCCAUACUGCUACUCUGCGUUGGUUCAACUCCUCGCAUGAUCACUGUCAUACAUAGGAACAUUUUUUAGGGC
Molecule: messenger RNA, 1062 nt
Organism: Guyanagaster necrorhizus
Lineage: Eukaryota; Fungi; Basidiomycota; Agaricomycetes; Agaricales; Physalacriaceae
Exons: 2
Coding region: 339-926 (195 amino acids)
Source: RefSeq, a predicted model, not a curated record